UCGAGCGGUCCAAAGAGCGCGUCUUCAGUCGCAGAUCUCGGUUCCCGAUCACUCCCCGAUCACUCCCCCCAAGCCAUCCCUCUUCGCACUCGCGUGGUCUUCGAGACCAUUCUUCUGUUUUUUCUGGUGGUGCUCAUACAGUGGUGUGCGCGGUGUUCUCCCUGUGGAUUCCGGUGGUGCAUGACCCAUUGACCGCAUGCCCGGUCGCGCGACCCACCUGCUGCUCCUUGGCUGCCUGCUCUGCCUGAUCGGCGAUGUGCCGAGGACCGCGGCCCUCCACCGCUGGAGUCCCAUGAUGAAGGCCUUCCGCUACCUCCAGGAGACCAUGCUGCGGAACAGCCUGGAGCGGGCCCACCUCAACCAUGGCAUCGUCUUCGAGUGCCGCACCAUUUCAGCUAAGGACUUUGGCAACGAAGUGCACUUCAAUCUGCAACUGGGGGACCUUCGCGGAUUUCGUCGGCUGGAUCCUAAGAAAAAGUUGGCCCUGUUCUUGCACGGAUGGAAUGAUCAGGGCAGCAAGGAUUGGGUGCAGGAACUAUUGCUGACUUGGACCCUCUUCGACUCCAACUACAAUGUGUGCGUCGUGGACUGGGGCAACCUCUCCCAGAACGACUACAAGUCCGCCUCCAUGUCCAUCUUCGAUGUGGGUCUGACGGUGGCCGGGAUCAUAAUGGCGCUGGAGGAGCUGCGGCCCGCCCACUUCCACCGCAGCAACGUGACCUUGGCGGGCUACAGCCUGGGGGCCCACGCCGCCGGCUACGCGGGGGCGGUGCUGGAGGGCCAGGUGGAGCAGAUCAUAGGGCUGGACCCCGCCGGACCCCUCUUCUCGCUGCCCGCCGAGGUGGCGCCCAAGUACCGCCUGGACCCCGGCGACGCCCGGUUCGUCCAGGUGCUGCACACCUCCGGCGGCUCCCUGGGCACGAGCCUGAAGUGCGGACACGCCGACUUCUAUCCCAACGGCGGCCGGGCUCCGCAGACCAACUGCAAGAUGUUCGCCAACCUGCGGGACAUGCAAAAUACCAAUCCCAUCUCAUGCAGCCACUCGGCGGCUGCGAUCUUCUUCCGCCAGUCCAUGGACCCGGAGUACCCGUUCGUGGGCCUGGAGUGCGGGAGCUACCGGGAGUUCGCCGCCGGAUACUGCGACGCGAACCGGAAGGCGCGCUUCGGGAUCCACUCGCAGAGGCGGGCGCAGGGCAGCUUCUACUUCCGCACCGCCCCCCAGCAGCCGUACGUGCAGAGGCGCCAGACGGGCUGGCUGGGCGGGGUGGGGCGCAUGGCGCCGGGGGGCGGGCGGAGCCCCCUCGUGCUGCGCCUCUGGGCCAACAGCUGGCGGCGGCGGGAGCGAGGGAGAGGGCGCCAGCGGAGGGAGAGAGAGCGGGGGCGCUGCGCGUGAAUAGUUCCUAGUGUGUUGUUAGUGUUAAGGGGCCGUCGAAUAAACGCCGCCUAAGUGUAUGCUAUCUUUUCUGUCUGCGAGGGGCAGCCUAAGGGUUAACAGAGAGAGCCCCAUCUAUAAUAUCAAAAUAUUACCCUCUUUUAUAAAUGUUCAUAAAUGCCACAAAAUAUAUGUAAUGUAAGAAUGGUUGUUAAAACA
Drosophila biarmipes is the source of this 1591-nucleotide messenger RNA. RefSeq names its product endothelial lipase. Gene Ontology annotation, molecular function: lipase activity. NCBI's taxonomy places the organism in Eukaryota, Metazoa, Arthropoda, Insecta, Diptera, Drosophilidae. The transcript has 4 exons. The record is from RefSeq and is a predicted model, not a curated record. Bases 197 to 1393 code for a protein of 398 amino acids.